AUGAUCAUUUCCAUAUAUGUUACUGAUCGUAGUAACAGUUUGAUAUUUCAAUACUUACCUGAUGCAAAUUCUCCUACAUUUAACGAGUUCUGGACUAAAAUACAAUAUGCUUGUCCUGAAAUAAUAAAUACUGAGGAUACUUUAAUUGAUGACAGUCAGAAUGGUGAUAAUAACGAUAACAAUACUAAUGAGAAUGGUGAGGAAUAUGCCAAAUACAUUCAAGAUUAUAAUGAGAUAGGCCAUAGUAAUUUCAAUAUCCAUGAAACAAUUGGUAAAGAUUUAGAAGUUUAUAAAUAUUAUUCAAAAGAGAAUUCGAUAUAUUAUUGGUGCUUGUGCUCUCAAGAUAUUUAUAAAGGACCUCUAGAACCAUUUGUCUUAUUAAAUCGAUUAGAUAUGACACUGUUAGAAUAUUUUGACAAAAAUGACUUAAGCAUAAAGAAAUUGAUAAACAAUUCUGAUAGAUUGAGUUUAAUAUUUUAUAGUUUUAUCAAUGGUGGCGAAGUUAAUGUUGGGAAAUUAUUUAUGAAUAAUAUUAGGGAUAAUGUGCCAGUGAAGAAAGACUUGUCAAAAGUCAUCACUUCAACGGCACACACUAUCCAACGUUCAAUUCAGAAUGUUCAAACAGGUGGUGGAAGUACUAGAAGUAUAACGAGCAAUUUACUAAGUGGAUCUAAUAAUACCAGCAAUGUAAGUAUCAGCGGUAACGGCAUGGGUAAUAACAGUUCAAGCGGGUUUGGUAAUAGUGGAACAAUAAAUAAUAAAGUUGUUCCUUGGAGAAGUGGUAAUGUCAAAUAUACGAAUAACGAAAUAUAUAUAGAUGUGAUAGAAGAAAUCCAUGUUGUUUAUCAAAGAAGAAACUCUAAAAGAUAUCAUAAAAUUAACCAAUUCAAUAGAAAUGACAACAGUCCGAUGAAAUUAAUUCGAGCAGAUAUUAUUGGUGAAUUAAAUGUCCGUAGUUACCUAAGUGAUAAUCCGAUGGUGGAAGUUACUUUAGUUGACCGGAAUUAUUCAGAUCAGAAAACUGGGUGGUCUGAAAACGAUCUAUUUAAACAACUCAAUUUAGGCCUACCCAUGUUUCAUGAUUGUGUAGAGAUUGAUUAUGAAAAGGGAAUUAAUCAAGAUUUCCGUCAUAUCAAAUUCAUUCCACCAGAUGGUAAAUUCAGUCUGAUGAAAUAUAAUAUUGAUUUGGAUAAUAGUAUUUCCACCACAAGACAGAUGGGACUAAUAAGUGUUGAGUUUCAAGACGGUCUUGGUCCCAAAAAGGAUGAGUUUGAAGUUAUUGUAAACAUCCAAAAUAGCACAUCUUUAACUCAUAUUAAAGAUUUGAAAGUUGAAUUGUACUUUAGAGAAGAAAAACCACUUAAAAGCAAUUCCUUAAUAGGUAUAACAGAUGAUAUACCCGAAGGUUCUCGUAAGAUUUCCCAAGUUGAAGAUAGCAAGGAUAAUGCUUAUCAAACAGGAAGCAACGAUGAAGCAGAGAAAGAAGAAGAAGAAGAAGAAGAAGACGAAGAAGAAGAAGAAGAAGAACGAGUACGAGUCCUAAGAAACACACAUGGGCGGUUUGAUACUCAAACAGAUGGUCUAAGCGGCUCAUGGAUUUUUGAUCAUGAAACUGCAGUUGGUAGUAUGCCAGUGUUACGUGGUUGCACAGGCUCUACACAAUUAAAACUUUCUGGUGCCAACAUGACCUAUGAGCAUGGAGGUGUUUCUGCCAGUGGUAUCCGUGUCAGUAGCAUCGAUGUGAUAGGACUGGGCAUAGCAAACAAUACUAAGGUCUUUAAAGGGGUCAAAUAUGAAACAGUAUCAUCUAAUUAUGAAUUACGAGUAUAA
Molecule: messenger RNA, 1830 nt
Organism: Henningerozyma blattae CBS 6284
Lineage: Eukaryota; Fungi; Ascomycota; Saccharomycetes; Saccharomycetales; Saccharomycetaceae
Gene: APM3
Product: Apm3p
Exons: 1
Coding region: 1-1830 (609 amino acids)
Biological process (GO): intracellular protein transport; endocytosis
Cellular component (GO): clathrin adaptor complex; cytoplasmic vesicle
Source: RefSeq, a predicted model, not a curated record